AUGGAGAGGCUGUUCAACAUAGAGGGAGCCGUGCAAGCGGCCACGGCGGGAGCUCAAGAUGAGCUGGACUUGACCCAUCAAGGUGCUCUUCUUAUCACAAGAGACGAAAGGUUGACCACAACACUCGCGUGGAGAUACGCCAUCUGCCGCGCCCUUCGGUCAGACACCGUUCUUUUCCUGACGACCGACCGUGAGAAAUUAUCGACGUCCGCCGAAUGGAGUGUGUUCGACGGCGGCGGUGAUGCGCUCUCACGCAUCCAUAUACGAUAUGUCACCAACGUAUCAGCUCUGAAGAGUUUCCUAGCCUGGUUCCCGCACUUGGAUCAGCCUGUCGGCCUCCCCGGGCUGCCUGAAUGCAUAGUUAUUAACAACUACGGGACCUUCUUCGCCGAUGAGGAAGCUCUAGAGAACGAUUCCGCUCGCUGUAUGGCCCUUUUGCGGUUUGCGCUGGAGAAUAUUGGCAAGACUAAGCAGAGGACCACCCGAUGUUUGAUCACAGACGCACUCGACGUCGCGGAUGACCUCACGACAAGCGAUGGGGACCCGAUAUCACAAUGUUUCAAGUAUCUGAAGUGGAUUUUGGAGGUGGAAGACGUACAUUCUCCGUACUGCACCAUGAAACUAUCAAACUCAAUAACGUUUCAUGGAGCGCUGGUAAAUGGUGACGGCCGAUCUCCCAAAGAUGCAACAAACCAUUCUUCUUACGAGAUGGUCCAAAUUGGCGACGGGUUGCCCCAGUCCGCUGAGCCGGGAUCAUCGGAUGCCGCUUGCGAUGCAGAACCGCUGAUUACUGAUGCGUUGAAACAUUCCUCGGUUACUCCGAUGUAUCAUUGA
Molecule: messenger RNA, 834 nt
Organism: Fimicolochytrium jonesii
Lineage: Eukaryota; Fungi; Chytridiomycota; Chytridiomycetes; Spizellomycetales; Powellomycetaceae
Exons: 6
Coding region: 1-834 (277 amino acids)
Biological process (GO): double-strand break repair via homologous recombination
Cellular component (GO): Shu complex
Molecular function (GO): single-stranded DNA binding
Source: RefSeq, a predicted model, not a curated record